UCGAUGUAUCGAUGUUUCAAUUUGAAAAUGAAACAUCGAUGUUCGUAAACCGAUGUUCGAUGUUUUCGCAAAUUUUGUACCAUCACUUAGUAAUUGCACGUGGAACGAAAGUGGCUUUUGGUGUUGGCAGGCAGUGAUUGAAAUGGAGCGGUUUGUAGAAAGUUCUAGUGGCAAAGUUUCAAAGACGAGCUCAAAGGAGGUGGAAGAAGAAAACCCAGCAAAAAGAACAAGGUACGGUCAGUCAGCUGUAUGGCAAUUUUUUAACAAAUCAAAGGAUGGCAGUUCAGCUAAAUGCAUUCAGUGUGGAAAAACAUAUAUAACAUGUGGCAAUACCACUAAUUUGGCUGGACACCUGAAACGGAUGCAUGCAGGAUUAACUGUUAGCGAGCUUCCGAAAUCUUCAGGGUCUAUUUUGUCCUUCAUUGAAAAAAAAUACGAAGCAUCUUCCGCUAGGAAAAAGAGUCUUGAUAGCUCACUAAUGCACUAUAUAUGCUCCGACAUGCGACCGUUCUCAGUUGUUGAAAACAAAGGAUUUCGUAAUUUUGUCAGUACAUUGGAUCCUCGCUACGAGCUGCCUUCUCGUAACAAAUUGAGAAACACAUGCAUGCAAGACUUUUACACAAAUAUGAAAGACAAAUUACACUGUAUUCUGGACCGAGUGGACUAUUGCGCUAUAACAACAGAUUGCUGGACGUCACGGGCUAACGAAAGUUAUAUGACAGUCACUUGCCAUUUCAUCAAUGACAACUUUGAGCUAAAAGCAGCUGUUUUGUCAACCAAAAAUCUCAUUGACGAAACCAACCACACGUCGCAAAAUAUUGCAAAUUCUUUGCGCGAAGUCCUUGUGGAAUGGCAAGUUAUUGACAAAGUCAGCCCAAUUGUUACAGACAACGCGAGGAACGUUGUAAAAGCAUGUGAGAUUCUACAAAAGCGAAACGUGCCUUGCUUUGCUCAUUGCAUUAAUUUAAUUGUCCAAAGCUGUUUUUCCCUUGAAAAUAUUAAGACAAUUAUGGGAAAGUGCAAAAGCAUAGUUUCGUUUUUCAAGAGCAGCUCAAUAGCGUAUGCAAAAUUUAAGCAAGCCCAGGAACCAAUGAAGCCAUAUAGUCUAAAACAGGAGUGCCCUACAAGGUGGAAUAGUGCUUUCUACAUGAUUGAGCGCAUUUUGGCCACAAAGUCAGCUAUUGCUAAAGUCCUGUUAGAUACUCCGAAAGCAAUACUACCUCUAUCAGUUGAUGAGCUAUCUGUUCUGGAAGAUUUAAAGCAGGUUCUUUCACUAUUCGAGGAUGCGACGGUACAAACAUCAUCCAGCUCUAAUGUAACAGUUUCGCUAAUUAUACCAUUGGUUAGCGGACUUUUGCAUAAUUUGAGUGAAAUCAAAGAUCGACUAGAAACUGAUGAUGGCCGUAACGUAUGCAACUUGCUAAUGGAAGGCAUACGGCAAAGACUACUGCCAUAUGAAAAAAGAACUGUGACUCGUUUGUCGACAUUACUGGAUCCGCGUUUUAAAAAGGAGGGUUUUUUUUCAAAUACAAACUCUAUAGAAGCCGAAAAAUUUUUAGAAAAUGAACUUUCGCCACUUUACAAAGAAAAUCACCCUCCAAAUAUAUCUAGCCUGCCAACACCACUAUGCGAUAAAACUCCACUUCUUAAUUUUUUGGAAAAAAACAAAACUCAAAAAAUUCGUAAUUCCCGAGUUGAUUCGAUUUUGACCCUUCGUCAAUACUUCAACAUGGAAAAUAUAAACUCUAGUUUAAACCCUUUAGACUACUGGAAGAUCUCGACUGAUGAGCCAUUGAAGAUGAGCUCAAAAAAAUAUCUCUGCGUACCGGCUACGUCAACUGAAAGUGAGCGUAUGUUCAGCAAAGCAGGUUUAAUAGUGAGUGAAAAACGAAGUUCACUAAAGCCAAAAAAUGUGGAUAUGCUGGUUUUCCUAAAUAAAAAUGAAUGGAUCUCAAACAACUGAUAAGUUGAGUCAUUAUAUUUUCAUAAUUUAAUUUGUUUGAAAAACUCACAAAACUGUUAUGUUAAGUUAUCAUUAUAUUUUGGAUAUUUCAUUUGUUUUUAAAAGCUUUAAAUAGUGUUAAGUUAAGUAAUAAUAUUUUCGUAAUCUAAUUUGUUUUGAAAAAACCAAAAUACUGUUAA
Messenger RNA from Anastrepha ludens (Mexican fruit fly), 2142 nucleotides. Its product is annotated as E3 SUMO-protein ligase ZBED1-like. The record is from RefSeq and is a predicted model, not a curated record. Gene Ontology annotation, molecular function: DNA binding; protein dimerization activity. Bases 53 to 1963 code for a protein of 636 amino acids. NCBI's taxonomy places the organism in Eukaryota, Metazoa, Arthropoda, Insecta, Diptera, Tephritidae. The transcript is spliced from 4 exons.